AUGUACUGUCUUUUCGGAUUAUUUUUUGUCCCUAUAGUUUUGAGCUCUACAAUUUCUAUUUCAUGGCAGAAUCAUCAUUCACAAGCAGAUAUUGAACGCAUAAUCAAGAGAGUUAUCGAGAAAUGCCCCGAUAUUUCUUAUGCUUACUAUUUAACGACUGGUCGUAUCACCACAACACCGAAUUUAAACAGACUAUUUGUGAUAGCUUUCGGAAAGUAUGCCAACACAUCUGUGAAAGGUAUACCGGAGUUCAAGUAUAUUGCCAACAUGCAUGGAGAUGAAGUUGUUGGAAGAGAGCUGUUAAUACGUUUGGCCGUCUACCUGUGUGAUGAAUUUACCUCACAAAACACAUUCGUCCGCAAACUGCUUAACCGAACGAGAAUCCAUAUUUUGCCCUCAAUGAACCCGGACGGUUGGGAAAUCGCCGCAUCUAACAAAAAAUUUCAUGAAUUAGGAAGAUGCAAUUCUAGAAAAGUGGAUCUCAACAGGGACUUUCCUGACUUGACAAAAAAGUUUUAUAUCAAUCUGCGUAAUGGUGGACCUUUGGACCAUUUACAACCUGAUGAAAUCGAUGUGGAGAAGGUAAACUUAAAUGAUGUAAAAAAUAAAAUUCUUACGGGUUCAGAAUUUCAAAAAUAUUUCAAAGGUCUUACAUAAGGCUUUGUGCUGCGUAACAACAUAACGACUGUAUUAAAUAUUAACAUAAGUCGAGCCGCGUGUUUCCACUCAGACAGUCAAAUAUAAUAUCCACCUUAAACACGCCAAAUUAUUGUAUGAUCUAGCCAAAUGGUUUACUAGUAUUACGCAAUUUUUUGAAGAUCGAUUUAAUCUCAUGCAAAAAAGCUUCCGAAUUUCCUAUAAAUGUUAUUUCAGAAGGCACUGAUACCAAUUGUUGAUGCUUACGCUUCC
Messenger RNA from Schistosoma guineensis, 909 nucleotides. NCBI's taxonomy places the organism in Eukaryota, Metazoa, Platyhelminthes, Trematoda, Strigeidida, Schistosomatidae. The record is from the annotation of a GenBank genome assembly.